Molecule: messenger RNA, 2141 nt
Organism: Sorghum bicolor (sorghum)
Lineage: Eukaryota; Viridiplantae; Streptophyta; Magnoliopsida; Poales; Poaceae
Product: probable polygalacturonase
Exons: 6
Coding region: 401-1756 (451 amino acids)
Biological process (GO): carbohydrate metabolic process
Molecular function (GO): polygalacturonase activity
Source: RefSeq, a predicted model, not a curated record
CGAAGGAAGCAGAGUAUUGUUACUGCUGGUAGUCUCCUCUCCUCCUCCUCCUCCUCCUCCUACUAGUAGCAGCAGUACAGAGGCAUUGUAAAGACAUCCCCUCCGCUCCCCUCUCCUGCCGCCGCAGCAGGCGCUGCAGCUUCUCUCCCCCUCCUCAGCUGCAGCGGCAGCCGGCGGCUGUUCCGCUCCCCUUCCGUUUCUCCCGGGGGUGGCGGGGGUAUCUAUCUGUCUCAACUGAUUCUCCCGGGAGAAAAGGAGCCUCCUUUUUUUCCGGUAUCCGCGUGUUCCGCUGUAGGGGCGGGCGUCUUGCGGCGGCGGCGGCGGCGUCUGGGAUCGCCGCUGCGUCCUUCGCCUCCCUCCUCCUCCACCCCCGCGGCGGCCAAGACGGGCGGACGGACUCAUGAAGGGCCUAGUAGUCGUCCUGGCAUUGGUGGUGGUGGUGCUGGCCGCCACGACCGCGCGCGGCGAGCUGCGGGACCAGGCGCCGCCGGGGUCGCGCCCGCACAGCGUCACCAUCACCGAGUUCGGCGCCGUCGGGGACGGCAGGACGCUCAACACGGUCCCGUUCCAGAACGCCGUCUUCUACGUCCGCUCCUUCGCUGACAAGGGCGGCGCGCAGCUGUACGUGCCCAGGGGCCGCUGGCUCACCGGCAGCUUCAACCUCACCAGCCACCUCACCAUCUACCUGGAGCAAGGCGCCGUCAUCGUCGGCGCAAAGGAUUCAUCACAAUGGCCGAUUGUGGAACCUUUACCAUCUUAUGGCCAAGGGACUGACCUUCCUGGUCCUAGACAUCGAAGCUUGAUAAAUGGAUACAACUUAACCGAUGUUGUCAUAACCGGGAACAAUGGAGUUAUUGAUGGUCAGGGCUUAGUAUGGUGGCAGUGGCUGCUCUCCCAUGAGCUGAACCAUAGCCGUCCUCAUCUUUUGGAGUUUCUUUAUUCUGAAGAUAUCGUGAUCUCAAACUUGACAUUCUUAAAUUCACCAGCCUGGAGCAUACAUCCGGUGUACUGCAGUAAUGUAAAGGUCCACAAUGUGACGAUUGAGACCUCACUGGAUGCUCCACUGACUGAUGGCAUAGUUCCAGAUUCAUGUUCAAAUUUAUGUAUUGAAGACAGCACCAUAAGUGUUAGCCAUGAAGCAAUUUCACUGAAAAGCGGAUGGGACAAGUAUGGUAUUUCCUUUGGGAGGCCUACGUCUGACAUUCAUAUAAGCAGAGUGGAUCUGCUAUCAUCUUCUGGAGCUGCUCUUGCAUUUGGGAGUGAGAUGUCCGGUGGCAUCUCAGAUAUUCAUGUUAACCACCUACGAAUCCAUGAUUCCUACAAAGGUAUUUCUUUCAAGACUUCACCAGGCCGUGGGGGUUACAUAGAGGAGGUGAUCAUCUCUGAGGUACAAAUGGAAAAUGUACAUGUUGGCAUUGAGUUCACUGGUAACUGCUCAACCCACCCAGAUGACAGUUUCGACCUGUCUGACCUCCCGACGAUCGAUCAAGUCACCAUGAAGAACAUGGUCGGCACAAACAUCUCAGUUGCUGGAGUUUUGUCAGGAAUCGAUAAUGCCCCAUUCACAGCUAUCUGCCUUUCCAAUCUCAAUUUCUCCAUGGCUGCUGAUACUGGUUCAAGUUCCUGGUCUUGUUCCAAUGUUUCUGGCUACUCCGAGGCGGUCUUUCCUGAACCUUGCACAGAGCUCCGUGAUCCAUCCUCCAGUCCUUCCAUCUGCUUCUCCCUUUCUAGCUACAGUGCCAUUGCAGCAGCAUAAAUAUUCAUCUUUCCAUUUCUUCUUCUCCCUAUUUCUUGUUGCAGUCCGUGCACGAUCCGAUUGAGCCUCCAUCACCAUCUUUUUCUCAAUUCUUUCCCAAUAAACAAAUCAGGAAAAAAGAUAUCACUGCCCCCUCUCAUGGCCCUGAGGCUCGGAUUAUAAGCUGCAUGAUGACCUUGAAGGGGAAGAAGAAUCAAGUGGGGGUUGUGAACAGCUAGGUGCUUGCUUGUACAGCUACAUUUCUUUAUUCAAUCUGUAAGAAGGAAAAUUUUUUUUGGUAGGUGUUGAGUGCAGAACAGUUGCUUCAUACUAUUGUCAUCUGGUUAUAAAUUAUCAAACAUCAUGAUUAAAUUAUAUGUGUAUAUUCCAUCCCCCUCUUUGAGCA